Diceros bicornis minor is the source of this 3260-nucleotide messenger RNA. It is a transcript of the gene EXOC7, whose product is annotated as exocyst complex component 7. The transcript has 20 exons. The coding region runs from base 54 to 2177 and encodes 707 amino acids. Gene Ontology annotation, cellular component: exocyst. Gene Ontology annotation, biological process: exocytosis. Gene Ontology annotation, molecular function: phosphatidylinositol-4,5-bisphosphate binding. The record is from RefSeq and is a predicted model, not a curated record. Lineage: Eukaryota; Metazoa; Chordata; Mammalia; Perissodactyla; Rhinocerotidae.
AGAGGGCACACUAAGACAAGGUACUGGGGAGUGGGAGCCGCAGGGUCGAAGCGAUGAUCCCCCCGCAGGAGGCGUCCGCCCGUCGCCGAGAAAUAGAGGACAAACUGAAGCAGGAGGAGGAGACACUGUCCUUCAUCCGAGACAGCCUGGAGAAGAGUGACCAGCUCACAAAGAACAUGGUAUCUAUCCUGUCGUCCUUUGAGAGCCGCCUUAUGAAGCUGGAGAACUCCAUCAUCCCUGUGCACAAGCAGACAGAAAACCUGCAGCGACUGCAGGAGAAUGUUGAGAAGACUCUGUCCUGCUUGGACCAUGUCAUCAGUUACUACCAUGUGGCCAGUGACACUGAGAAGAUCAUCAGGGAGGGCCCCACAGGCAGGCUGGAAGAGUACCUGGGAAGUAUGGCCAAGAUUCAGAAGGCUGUGGAGUAUUUCCAGGACAACAGCCCAGACAGCCCAGAGCUCAACAAAGUGAAGCUGCUGUUUGAGCGGGGGAAGGAGUCGCUGGAGUCCGAGUUCCGCAGCCUGAUGACCUGGCACAGUAAGGUCGUCUCCCCUGUGCUCAUCCUGGAUCUGAUCAGUGGCGAGGACGAGCUGGAGGUCCAGGAGGACGUGCCCCUGGAGCACCUGCCUGAGGGUGUGCUCCAAGACGUGAUCCGAAUCUCCCGCUGGCUAGUGGAAUAUGGCCGCAACCAAGAUUUCAUGAAUGUCUACUACCAGAUUCGCUCCAGCCAGCUGGACCGCUCCAUCAAGGGCCUGAAGGAGCAUUUCCGGAAGAGCAGUUCUUCCUCUGGGGUUCCCUACUCCCCUGCUAUCCCCAACAAGAGGAAAGACACGCCCACCAAGAAGCCUGUCAAGAGGCCAGGGACGAUCCGUAAAGCUCAGAACCUUCUGAAACAGUAUUCCCAGCAUGGUCUAGAUGGGAAAAAGGGGGGCUCUAACCUCAUUCCUCUGGAAGGUCACGAGCAUGAUUACCGAGUUAAGCACCUGUCCGAGGCCCUGAACGACAAGCACGGGCCGCUGGCCGGGAGAGAUGACAUGCUGGACGUGGAGACCGAUGCCUACAUUCACUGCGUCAGUGCCUUUGUCAAGCUGGCCCAGAGCGAGUACCAGCUGCUGACGGACGUCAUCCCUGAGCACCAUCAGAAAAAGACCUUUGACUCCCUGAUACAGGAUGCACUGGAUGGGCUGAUGCUCGAGGGAGAGAACAUCGUGUCGGCCGCCCGGAAGGCCAUUGUUCGACACGACUUCUCUGCGGUGCUCACUGUCUUCCCCAUCCUGCGGCACCUCAAGCAGACCAAACCUGAGUUUGACCAGGUGCUCCAGGGCACGGCCGCCAGCACCAAGAACAAGCUGCCCAGCCUCAUCACCUCCAUGGAGACCGUUGGAGCGAAAGCGCUGGAGGACUUCGCCGACAACAUCAAGAAUGACCCGGACAAGGAAUACAACAUGCCCAAGGAUGGCACUGUGCACGAACUCACAAGCAAUGCCAUCCUCUUCCUGCAGCAGCUCCUGGACUUCCAGGAGACAGCGGGCGCCAUGCUGGCCUCCCAAGAGACCAGUUCUUCAGCCACCAGCUACAGCUCCGAGUUCAGCAAGCGCCUCCUAAGCACCUAUAUCUGUAAAGUACUGGGCAACCUGCAGUUGAACUUGCUGAGCAAGUCCAAGGUGUAUGAGGACCCUGCUCUGAGCGCCAUCUUCCUGCACAACAACUACAAUUACAUCCUCAAGGCCCUGGAGAAGUCUGAGCUGAUCCAGCUGGUGGCUGUGACCCAGAAGACUGCCGAGCGCUCCUACCGGGAGCACAUUGAGCAGCAGAUCCAGACCUACCAGCGCAGUUGGUUAAAGGUGACUGACUACAUCACUGAGAAGAAUCUACCUGUAUUCCAACCAGGAGUCAAGCUCCGGGACAAGGAGCGACAGAUGAUCAAGGAGCGUUUUAAGGGCUUCAAUGAUGGCCUUGAAGAGUUGUGCAAGAUCCAGAAGGCUUGGGCUAUUCCAGACACAGAGCAGAGGGACAAGAUUCGCCAAGCUCAGAAAAACAUUGUGAAGGAGACCUAUGGAGCCUUUCUGCACAGGUACGGCAGCAUCCCCUUCACCAAGAACCCGGAGAAGUACAUCAAAUACCGUGUGGAACAGGUGGGCGACAUGAUCGAUCGCCUCUUUGACACCUCCGCCUGAGCCUGCUGCUGUCCCUGCCUGGUUCCACCAGACCAGCCAUGUUAUUGGACAGAUAAACCAGUGUUAACUUGCCUCUAGGCCCAUUGAGUUUGACAUCCUUUGAGGCAAGGACCUUUCUUCAUCCUCCCAGCCAGGAGCUCUGUCGCUGAGCCCUUGAGUCCCAGUUUGCGCUUCUUCCCGCAGCCCAUGGUCCGCACCAAACCAGCACCUUCUGGGAACACUGGGGUUCCUUCACACCUUGGGUUUGUGACCCUGACCACACCCUGCAGGGGCCCUUGAUGGCUUCCAGACAGGAAACGACAGAGAAGGAAGACAAAGGCCUGUGCCCACAGCUGCCUUGUGUGUACAAGAGCAGGAGGCAGAACAACCCCAGUUCAGAGCUGGGGAUGGAGAACUCCCCGUUCAGCCCAGACAUGUGGGUAGUGUCAGAGGAGCAGGCCACGUCGCAGCCAGAGGGCCUGGAGCAAAAGCAAGCAGGACUGACCCACUUUCUUGGAUUUAGUGCGCAAACGCAUCCCCAUUGCCCACAAUCCUGAGGUCUAGGGAUAUCCUUUCCCCCUUGUCCCGGCGGCCCCUAGGUGGCUGGAGCAGGAGUGCUCUCUCCAUGCCCUCUGGGGUCCAGCACACUGCAGACAGAAUUCACAGGAGUUCUGACCACCCUUUGCAGCCUCUCAGGCCCCUGUCUCUGGUCCCCAGUGCCUCCAGGCCCAGGGCCACACAGCAGCAGUGGUUGCAGAAGGAGCAAUUAGGCGGGGGGAGGCAGGGGUGCUGGGUGACUGGUGGACAUGGAGAGAAGUUCAGGAACAGAGUGGGGGUCAGGCACAUGGUGGGGCCCCACCUACUUGGACAACAGUGAACAGCUGAGCUCAAUGAAGACAGACCCUUGAGGUGCACUUGCUUGUAGGCGAUUAUUUCACACUCUUUGCUUGCAUGCUAACGGAAGGGAGAGCUCAGGGUGGCCUGAGAUCCUCCAGGCUUAGGGAAGAGAGUCGACUUUCCUCCUCCUUCUCGCCAGAGACCCUGUCAUGGCCCUCUCCCAGGCCUGCAGCCCCGGACCCUGCCCUGUUACAGCCUGGGCUGCCC